GGGAACAUUACUAGUAGUCAGUGGUGAAUAUCAAACUAACCAUAGCCAACGAGGAACUGGUUCUACAAGCCACACCCACCAGAUGAAUUAAUUAUGCGUCAAACAUGCAGAUAGGUGUAGAAAUUAUUGUAGGGAAAGUUUAAGGAAGCAGAGUUGGCUCCUUCCUCACCAAACUUAACAGUGCCCAAUUGAACCAUUUAAAGUUUUAACUAACGAGGAUUUUCCAUACAAAACAAAAAUGCACGCAAGGAUAUUUUGCAGAUCUUUAAGACAGCUGAAUGAAGCUAAAAACUAUUUCGAAGUUGGUAAAGCCUCAAUUUACAAUGCUCAAGAAUCGUUGACCUAUCCAAAAAAUGUGAGGAUUGUCGAUUAUCGGAGUGAUACAUUCUCCAAACCUAGCAAAGAAAUGAGACAGGUCAUGUUUGAAGCAAAAGUAGGAGAUGAUGUAUACGGAGAGGAUCCAACUGUUAAUGCACUGGAAGAAAAAGGUGCGAAAAUGUUAAAUAAAGAAACAUCACUAUUUGUGGCAAGUGGUACCAUGGCAAAUCUAUUGGCAAUAAUGACCCAUGCAGAUAAUCGUGGCUGUGAGAUAAUAGUCGGUGAAGAUAGUCAUAUAUUAUUAUGGGAACAAGCUGGUGCCGCUCAGAUUGCAGGUGUACAACUUCGGAGCGUUCCUAACUUUCCCAAUGGCACAUUCAGUGUUAAAGAAAUGCUUCAGAAGUUUAGAAGAAGUCAAAAUUUUCAACCACGGACAUCGCUUGUGUGCGUUGAAAACACGCACAAUUCUUGUGGAGGGCGAGUCACUCCUCUCAGUUGGCUUAGAGAGCUCAGUGAUGCGCUGAAAGAUACUGGAGUGCCUCUUCACAUGGACGGAGCUAGAUUUUUCAACAGUGUCGUAAGCUCCAAAGUCCCAGCACACGAGAUUGUGCGGGAUUGCGAUUCUAUCAAUGUAUGCUUGAGCAAAGGGCUAGGUGCGCCAAUCGGAAGUUUGCUUAUAGGCAAAGCCGAUUUCAUCCAUAAAGCUAGGCAGUUGAGAAAAGUCCUUGGAGGAGGUAUGAGACAAGUUGGUUUAGUGGCAGCCGCUGGAAUUUACGCUCUUGACCAUAUGGUCGAAAGAUUGGAAGAAGAUCAUAUUCAUGCAAGAACUGUGGCUAAAGGGAUUCACGAUAUGAAAAGCCAAGUAGUGCAGGUGGAUUUGGACAGUUUGGAAACGAAUAUUCUUUUGAUUCACGUUGAUACACAUGUUAUCACAUCCCAACAAUUCUGCAAACGACUUGCUUCAAUUACCAAAGACGAGUUAGACGAAGGCAUUGAAACAGCAGUCAAAAUCCUACCAUGGACAACGAACAUAGCUAGGCUUGUGGUCUGUUGCAACAAUAAUGCCGAAGAUGCUGAAGCGACAGUUAAGAAAAUGCAAUUUGUAAUCAGGGAACUUGAUGAACACGCAAAACUUAAUAUGACAUCCAGGGUUGAGGAUAGAAGAUAAGUUUUGACUUUAAAAUUGAUAUAAUUAUUUUCAAAUAUCCAUUUGCUAAAUUUAUUAUUAUUAUUUUUAAGCAUUGCAAUGUCUUGAUAUUUUAGGAAAUAAAUAAUUCUAUAUUUUUUAAUUAAAAAACUGUUCACUUACAAAACCAUUUUCAUUGAUAUUAAUGAUGGAAUUUAUCAUAUUGUUCAAUGUUUGUUAGAUCAGUAUUAUUUACAAGCAGUAAUUGAUUUUAUAUUUUAAGGCUUGUAAAGUAAAAUGUAGCAUAAAAUUUCUUUUUAUUUUAUUUUUUAGCCGAUUUUUUUAUGCAUAACAGUUUUGUUUAGAAUUGCUAUGUAAACAAAUUAAACAAUAAUUUGCCAUAACCACUUAUCAGUUAAUUGAAAAAAAUUGCCUUUGAUAGAGCACAUUGUGAUGCAAAUUUUAUUUUUUGUGUGUUUAUUUUAUAAUAAAAAGGUCUUCAUACACCAACCAUUAAUUUUAUUAUAUAAUAAAGAAACAUGUAACAUUGUAAACGCACAGCACUGACUACAGAAGUUCAAAAUUGUUUGCUUUGUCCUUUUGAUUAUUUUUUGGCUGAGUAGAAGUUUCUUGUCUUCGGCAUUUUCAUGUAGGCGAGACUUUUGUUUGGGAACAAAUUUUUAGAUUUCUGAUGUGACCAUGUCGCAUUGAUUAUGUACUUUGAAAAUAAAAAUGAAAAUAAAAAUA
Messenger RNA from Cimex lectularius (bed bug), 2191 nucleotides. Its product is annotated as L-allo-threonine aldolase. The record is from RefSeq and is a predicted model, not a curated record. The transcript is spliced from 10 exons. Gene Ontology annotation, molecular function: L-allo-threonine aldolase activity. Lineage: Eukaryota; Metazoa; Arthropoda; Insecta; Hemiptera; Cimicidae. Gene Ontology annotation, cellular component: cytosol. Bases 239 to 1486 code for a protein of 415 amino acids. Gene Ontology annotation, biological process: L-threonine catabolic process; glycine biosynthetic process.